AUGACCGCCGAGAGCCCCCCGGCGUCGUCGGCGUGCGCGCCGAGCCAUGGCGAGGCCGAGGCCGGGCCUCCGUCGAGGCUGCUGCCCGCCUUGGUCAAGCUGGAAGCCGCGCCCGCCGCCGUUGACCCUUUGGAGGCCGAGCCGUCGGAAGAGGAGGCGGCCCCGGCGGGGGGCCUGCGGCCUGCGGGGCGCCGCAGGAAGCGGCCGGUGCAGCGCGGGAAGCCGCCCUACAGCUACAUCGCGCUCAUCGCCAUGGCCAUCGCGCACGCCCCCGAGCGCCGCCUGACGCUGGGCGGCAUCUACCGCUUCAUCACCGAGCGCUUCCCCUUCUACCGCGACGGGUCCCGCAAGUGGCAGAACAGCAUCCGCCACAACCUGACCCUCAACGACUGCUUCGUCAAGGUGCCCCGCGAGCCCGGGCGGCCGGGCAAAGGCAGCUACUGGACCCUCGACCCCCACGCCCGCGACAUGUUCGAGAGCGGCAGCUUCCUGCGGCGCCGCAAGCGCUUCAAGCGCAGCGACCUCUCCACCUAUCCGGCCUACAUGCACGAGGCGCCGGGCCAGGCCGUCGGGCCUCCCCUGGGCGCCGCUUACGCGCCUCCCGCCGCCCUCUGCUACCAGUCCGCGCCGCCUCUCUUCGGCCUGAGCACCCUCAUGGCUCAGCCCAGCCCAGAGCUGGCCCAGCAGCAGCACCAGAACUCGGACGUCACCCCUCCUCCUGGCAGUAACUGCUCCUUCCCUGGCCCUGCGGCCUACUCCAGCCAAGGCUGUCCUGCUGGGCCGGGCCUUACCAGGCCUCACAACGCCGUGCCUUACUCCUACCAGCUCCCCACUACCCAGCAGCUUCAGGUGAACCAAGGCGCCUACCCUCAGACCAGCGGCAGCCACCUCUUUGGCACCUCAGCCCGCCUGGCCAUGCCAACUUCGCCCUCGCUUGGGAAUGACCCGAUGGACUUCUACGGCAGGAUGUCUCCCAGCUCCUAUGGCUCCUUGGCUCACGGGUACAACGCUGGCGGGCAGUUUGGCAGCCCCGGGGCCUACCUGCGGCAUGCCGCUUAUUCCAGCAACGUGGAAAGAUUUGUGUCCGCCAUUUGAAGGCAAGGGGGAUCAGGGAACAUUGGGGUGCCAAU
Heteronotia binoei (common prickly gecko) is the source of this 1130-nucleotide messenger RNA. It is a transcript of the gene FOXE1, whose product is annotated as forkhead box E1. Lineage: Eukaryota; Metazoa; Chordata; Lepidosauria; Squamata; Gekkonidae. The record is from RefSeq and is a predicted model, not a curated record. Gene Ontology annotation, molecular function: DNA-binding transcription factor activity, RNA polymerase II-specific; RNA polymerase II cis-regulatory region sequence-specific DNA binding. Gene Ontology annotation, biological process: anatomical structure morphogenesis; regulation of transcription by RNA polymerase II; cell differentiation. The transcript has a single exon. Bases 1 to 1095 code for a protein of 364 amino acids.